Molecule: messenger RNA, 2231 nt
Organism: Caenorhabditis auriculariae
Lineage: Eukaryota; Metazoa; Nematoda; Chromadorea; Rhabditida; Rhabditidae
Source: the annotation of a GenBank genome assembly
AUGUCAGAAAAAGCUCCAUCGCCGGAACCGGCGGAGCCUCGUGUGGAACCGGUCGCCCGCGAAGUUAACAAGGUACAAAACUAUCGAAAAUUGAAUGAAAUGAAGAUUAUUUUGAAGUCACCAUCGCCGCGCUGCUUCGGCACGUGCAAAUGGUUCAACGUCGCAAAGGGCUACGGCUUUAUCGUCGAUGACGUCACCGGCGAAGACCUCUUUGUUCAUCAGGUUGGUUUUUGGAAGAAAAUUGGAAUUUUUCGAAUGGAACUUAUUUUGCAGACCCAUUUGAACAUGGAGGGAUUUCGGAGUUUGGACGAGGGUGAACGCGUCUCGUACUACAUACAGGCGAGGGACAACGGCAAAGGGAGAGAGGCCUACGGGGUUCGUUUCUCGUCCUGCUGGGCAGGUGUCUGACGGGUGUACCCGUGAUAAACCCGUAUUUUUAAGGCAUUGUGAACCUCAGUUGUGCUAAAACGGGUGAAUAUCUGGUUAAGAAGAAAUAAGUUACCAGCCAUGUUCUUUCCUGAAGUUAUAUCAGCUUCACGGGGUCAAUUCGGGCAAACCCGCUGAGAGCCCGUGUCAGCAAGGCGGCUUAACCUCAACAGCAGAAGAAUCAACGAAUACCCUUAUCAAAACCGUAUUUUUGAGGCUGUUUGAGCCUCAGUCUGUGCUUCAGCUGUGAUAAAAAAUACCAAAAUCCCCACCAGCGGUGAUUAUACGGGUUGAAUACGGGCACGCCCGUGACAGCACGGCUGGUUAACCUCGCAGGAAAGCAAUAAGAAGAUUCCUCAUUUUUGAAGGUAUCGUCGGAAAAAGAAGGCGAGACGCUGAAGGGGAGCAGCAUCCGUCCGUUGGGCAAGAAGCGUCAGUCGACGCUCCGUUGUUUCCGAUGCGGGAAGUUCGCCAAACACAAGGCCAAGAACUGCCCCAACGCUGGUGAUGGAAAGAGCGGCAAGGUGAAUUAUUUUUCCCAAAUAUUUUUUUUCAGAAACUAAAGCCAAAUCGCACUCUGAAUUCCAUAUAAUGCUUUUCCGCUAAAUUCAAAAUUAUCUCUGACUUUCCAAAAUUUAGUUAUCUUUUUCAAUUUCUAACGGCUUUUUCGAAUUUCGAAGAACUACUUGAAACUUAAAAUGAGGAUACCAUUUAUUUUUCAUUUUUUUUUUGUUAAGAAUUCAAUUUAGGAUCUCGAAAAAAAGCGGUUCUUCAUGAUUUUAAAUCUUUAACAUGGCUCAGACGCCGAAAAUCAGCAAUCUUUUUUUAUAGGUUUUUUUUCCUUGAACUGUUUUUAAAAUUUUACUCAACUCUGCAUCUAUUUUUACUGCUAGGUGGAUCAAGUACUGAUAUUUUUUUAUUUCAGUAAGUUUUUUUAUCGAAAUUUUUUUGAAUUUUAGACAUACAGUAUUCGGAUAUUCCUCUGAUUUUUCACCGCUAACCUUUGUGAAUUUUCUCAUUCUCUUUUCAAAACUCCAAACAGCUUUUUUGAAGCUCACCAGGGAACGUUUUUUUACCCCCCGGUUGAACUUUUGCUGAAACUUUGCUUAAGUGUACUUUAGGACCUCCUGAUUCCAGAACAAGAAAAAAAUUUCUCGCAAUAGAUCUUGUUUCUGAGUUUUGGAGCUUCAAAGUGUGCAAAAUACGCAAAUUAGGCCAAAAAAGCGCUAUUUCGGGCUUUUGAAGUGUCCUAACUCGAAAACGAGAACUAUUGCGAGAAAUUUUCUUUCUGUUCUGGAAUCAGGAGGUCCUAAAGUACACUUCCGCAAAGUUUCAGCAAAAGUUCAACCGGGGGGUAAAAAACGUUCCCUAGUCAGAAAAUCUUGAAAUAUGGUGAAAUGGGUGUAUUAUGAAAAAUGUUCUUUGAGGGCCUCAAAGGUAGCUGAAAAAAUUCCCUAAAAUGGUGGAAAGUCUUUUGAGCUAAUUUUUCAAAGCCUCGGAGGAUCUUUUUCGAAUCCCCUGAAAUCUUUUCUUUUCAUCUUUUUUUUAAUUUAAGGAAGCGUUGUUUUGCCCGAGGCUCCAGAAAAUUCAACAUUUUUACCGAAAAAAUCAAUUUUGAACCCCGCCAGGUGUGCUACGUGUGCGGCUCGGACGAGCAUCUGAGCGGCGACUGUCCGGAAAGACCCACCAAAUCGGCGAACCGGCAGAAAGUCGCCGAAAAAGGCGAGUUUCUCGCCGAAGAGUCCACUAAAGGGAAGGAUCUGCCCACUGGAACGAAGGCUGUUUUGAGCAGCGAGACUCCGUGA